UGUUCACCAGAUGAGUCUCCAGCAGCACCUGGUGCACAAGUUCUCCAGCUGGAAGCCGCCGCCCCCUGCGGUGGAAGGGAGGAGCAGUGGUGACGUCACCCUCUCCUUCUCUGCCGGCGUGUACAGCUGCCUGACGGACCGCCUCCUGUACAGAGUGGAGAAGAAGGAGAAGAUUCCUCCAUGGGUUCUUGUCUAUAGCGGAGGCAAAACCACAAAAAGAAUAGACAACCUAGCGCCGUGCCACCCGCACCGCUUCCGUCUGCAGCUCGUCGUCAGGCCCAGCGCCGUCUCCGGGCUGGCGGACACCCUGGCGCAGCGCUGCGGGGGAGAGCAGGCGGCGCGCGAGCUGCUGGCAGACGGAGACGAGAGCCAGGGUGGAGAAGAGAGGAGGACAGACACACCGUGGCUGCAGUCGCAGUGGUCGGACGAGACUUGGACCAGCACGGAGUCGGACGGCACGGCGGCCGCGUGCUUCUGCAUGGCGGUGCGCUGUGGAUACCUCAAGCAGGUGCAGCAAAUGCUAGAAGAGCGUCCGCAGCUGCUGUCCGUCAUCAACUACAGCAAUGGGUACACGCCGCUCGCCACCGCCGCAAGAAAAGGUGACGUCAACAUGGUGCGGUACCUGGUGGGCGCGGGCGCAGAGCUGGAGCAGCGCUCGUCAGCUGGGCAGACGCCGCUGCAGCUGGCCGUGCUGUGCGGACACACCGCGGUGGCUGACCUGCUGCUGGAGAAGGGCGCUGACUUCCAGGCGCGCGACCUCAACCAGCUGCGCGUGGAGCACUACGCGGUGGACUCGUGCGCACCGGACGUGCUCCGGCUCGUGCUGGACCGCGGCGGGGACGUGCACGUGCGCGACAGCAACGGCUGGACGCCGCUCUUCAGAGCUGUGUGCCAAGGAGCGAAGAGUGAAGUGAUCGAGGAGCUGGUGCGACGCGGCAGCGACGUGGAGGCGACGGACCGGCGACAGCUGACCGUCGGCGCCGUCGCCAAGCUGCUCAAAGACCGACAAGGGCGGCGCCGCGAGUCCGUGCUGCGAGCCGUGGACGGGCAGUACCAGCACGAAAAGGUGAUCGCCAACUUCACGCGCCUCACCAAGAAGAUCUCCAACUUCAACAACCUGUUCAAGCAUUAGCUGCUCACGACGGAGAUAAGGACAACCAUCCACAUCUAGAUCCAGAAGUAAAAGUAAUAACACCAAGUUUUAUUUAAAAUAUUCAUCAAAACCUCGCACUUCAGUAUGGUCUUAUCGAUUUUGAGAUGCUUUACUAUAGGUACGAACCAGCGUCAGUUUUCAAAAAUAAAAAACAUCAGUGCAUUUGCUCAACUUUGAUAGAAUAAUUAUUUUAAACGGUACAGUGAAUUGUAGCCAACAGACCUGAAAUAGUACUACUCGAUCGGUCAGUUUGUUGUGCAAUAGUUGUUGAAAUUUUCUUAAUCCAAUAUGACAAUAAUCUUGUGAAAGCAUAAAAGGAUAAAGUAUCAAAAUAGUUGAACCUUGCUCACGAGAUUACCACCACUCGUUUCAGUCAAUGUUCUAAUAGCGAAAAGCUUCUACUAAGACCUCGACCAAGAUUCGCUUAACUGUUGGAUACUGAAAAGUGCUUAUUGUGAAAAGAUUAUAAUAUUCGUUGUGAUGACAAUAAUUAUUGUAAAUGAUGAUUAUUUUAAAAUGAAAACGAGAUUCUUACGCAUGUAACUAGCUUUCUAGAUCUAUAGUGUAGUAACUGCAAAUAGAUAAAAUUGACGUUUUAAAAAACUCAUUGCUGUAAGCCUAAUUGAAAUAAACGAAUUUGACUCUACAACAAAUCUUUUAAAAAAAGUACAAAUCAUAUCCGAUAUGAUUAUGGCUGGCUCAUUUCUUGCCUCAGUGAUCAGCCUGGUUGUUCAACCCGAAAAUCCAACCAGUACCACUAUUCCACAUGGGCAUGAUUUGUAUGGCUAAGGAUAAGAUAA
Molecule: messenger RNA, 1953 nt
Organism: Bicyclus anynana (squinting bush brown)
Lineage: Eukaryota; Metazoa; Arthropoda; Insecta; Lepidoptera; Nymphalidae
Product: ankyrin repeat domain-containing protein 17-like
Exons: 8
Coding region: 11-1132 (373 amino acids)
Molecular function (GO): protein binding
Source: RefSeq, a predicted model, not a curated record